Loa loa (African eye worm) is the source of this 464-nucleotide messenger RNA. RefSeq lists its product as hypothetical. The transcript has 4 exons. NCBI's taxonomy places the organism in Eukaryota, Metazoa, Nematoda, Chromadorea, Rhabditida, Onchocercidae. The annotation marks the transcript as partial. The record is from RefSeq and is a predicted model, not a curated record.
AGGCUUUAUCAACGGGGGAUAUCAGCUAUGCCAGUAUAUGGUCCGGACGGUCGAACGCUACAGAAAGGUGCAACGGUAACAAAUUCAUCACCACGAAAUAGCACCACCAAUGAAAUUGGUCAAUUAGAUAAACGUUAUGGGCGCAGUUGUGAUUUUUUGGUAAAGCCUGAUACCGAUGAAAUGCGCCUAUUUAACAAUCCGAUUGCUCAGGUCAGUUCGGAUAUAUUACGCAUUAGCGGAUAUACAAAUCAAUUCAAAUCAUUAUUAACAUCAAGGUCAGCAUUACGUCGAGAAUCCGGACCCGGUAUACUUUUACAGGAUUUGGAUGAUGAUAAAGAUGAAUAUCGAAAUGGUGGUAUACGUUUCGAUACAACUGUUGAAAAUAGAGAAUCGAAACGAAGGACAAGUACGACAGUACGGGUGACAAGGAGACGUCGAAGCGGUUACGGAAUUGCUAUCAGCAG